AAAUUGCUAGGGGUAGAAAUGGCUGCCAGCGGCCGAGGUCUCAGCAGGGCCUUGCACUCCUCUGCUGGUCCGGCUUGGAAACGAGCUCAGUCGGGAGCCAAGGGGCGCCUGAAGCCCGAGUACGACGCCGUGGUGAUAGGAGCAGGACACAAUGGGCUGGUGGCUGCAGCGUAUCUCCAGAGACUGGGGGUGAACACCGUGGUCUUCGAGAGGCGCCAUGUGAUUGGGGGUGCCGCUGUCACUGAGGAGAUUGUUCCAGGAUUCAAGUUUUCUCGAGCAUCUUAUCUCCUCAGCCUACUGAGGCCACAGAUUUACACGGACCUGGAGCUGAAGAAACACGGGCUGAGGCUUCAUCAGCGAGAUCCCUACUCCUUCACCCCCAUGCUGGAAGAUGGUACCCUGAGCAAGGUGCCCAGGUCCCUUCUGCUGGGCACAGACAUGACUGAAAACCAGAAGCAAAUCUCUCAGUUCUCACGGAAGGACGCUCAGGCCUUUCCCAGGUACGAGGAGUUCAUGAAACGCUUGGUGCUAGCCAUUGACCCCCUGUUGGAUGCAGCCCCAGUGGACAUUGCAGCCUUCCAGCACGGCUCCCUGCUACAGAAGUUCAGGGCACUGUCCACCCUGAGGCCCCUGCUAAAGGCAGGGCGCACCCUGGGAGCCCAGCUCCCCCAGUACUAUGAGGUUCUCACAGCCCCCAUUUCUAAGGUGCUGGACCACUGGUUUGAGUCUGAGCCUCUGAAGGCUACUCUGGCAACCGACGCCGUGAUCGGAGCAAUGACAAGUCCCCACACUCCAGGGAGUGGGUAUGUCCUGCUGCACCAUGUGAUGGGCUGCCUGGAGGGGAUACAGGGUGCCUGGAGCUACGUCCAGGGUGGCAUGGGUGCCCUCUCUGAUGCCAUUGCAAGCUCAGCUACUACACAUGGAGCGACUAUCUUCACAGAAAAGACUGUGGCUAAGGUGCUGGUGAGCAGUGAAGGACGCACUCGAGGAGUGGUGCUGCAGGACGGCGAGGAGGUCAGGAGCAGAGUGGUCUUGUCCUGUGCAUCGCCGCAAGUCACUUUCUUGGAGCUGACACCACAGGAUUGGCUUCCUGGAGCCUUUGUGAAGAGAAUCUCCCAGCUGGACACACAGUCUCCUGUUACAAAGAUCAACGUGGCUGUAGACAGGCUGCCCAACUUCCAAGCAGCCCCCAAUGCUCCCAGGGAGCAGGCACAGCCUCACCAUCAGUGUUCCAUCCACCUGAACUGUGAAGAUACUCUGCUCCUCCACCAGGCCUUUGAAGAUGCCAAGGGUGGCCUGCCUUCCCAAAGGCCCAUGAUUGAGCUCUGCAUCCCUUCAUCGCUGGACCCCACCCUAGCUCCACCAGGCUGCCAUGUGGUCUCCCUCUUCACUCAGUAUACACCCUACACCCUGGCAGGAGGCAAGGUCUGGAAUGAGCAGGAGAAAAACACCUACGCAGACAAAGUGUUUGACUGCAUCGAGGCCUACGCCCCUGGCUUUAAGAGUUCUGUGCUGGCCAGAGACAUCCUCACCCCACGGGAUCUAGAGAGAAUCUUCGGCCUUCCUGGAGGGAACAUAUUCCACGGUGCCAUGUCCCUGGACCAGCUCUACUUUGCCCGCCCGGUGCCCCAACACGCUGACUACAGAUGCCCUAUCCAGGGCCUGUACCUCUGUGGAAGCGGGGCCCAUCCUGGAGGAGGCGUCAUGGGAGCGGCCGGCCGGAAUGCAGCCCAUGCAGUCUUUAGGGACCUCAAAAGCAUGUGAUGCUGGACCAGCUCUGACCAUGGGGACAAGUCUUCCCUGUACUUCUGAGCCACCUAUCAGCCCACCCCCCACCC
Molecule: messenger RNA, 1838 nt
Organism: Acomys russatus (golden spiny mouse)
Lineage: Eukaryota; Metazoa; Chordata; Mammalia; Rodentia; Muridae
Gene: Pyroxd2
Product: pyridine nucleotide-disulphide oxidoreductase domain 2
Exons: 16
Coding region: 19-1764 (581 amino acids)
Molecular function (GO): oxidoreductase activity
Source: RefSeq, a predicted model, not a curated record